UGACCGGCUUUUGAACGGUUGUUAUCUGAAGACUGGAAGAUAUCACAAGACUAGAAGCUAGUGAAGAUGAAGAGAGAUUACAGUGGAGACGUGAAGAUGAAGAUGGAUGAGAUUCAAAUUUAGUCUCUUCCUGGAAGAUGCGUUUGUCUUUGUCAGAUUAAGUAUCUGCCUGCUACAAUUUGACUCUUCAUUUUCCACUAAUCAAUUGAAUUUGGUGGAACUUUCAUUUCAUGUCAUGAAUGAAUUGAGGUGAUGAUCGAUCAUUUAUAGCAAAGUUAAAACCAAUUGAUUCGUGUUCACUCUUUAAAAAAAUAAGAAAAUGGCUGAUGUUGCCGGGAGCAUCGAAAGUGUGGUGAGUCCUGUCUUCGAAGUUGGCAAGUGGUUGGUUGUUCCGAUUUGGCAUCAAUUUAAGUACUUGUUCAACUAUACUACCAAUUUCAAAAAUCUCGAAAAGGAAGUUAAGAAGCUGAAGAACACCAAAGAAGAAGUGCAAGAUCAAGUUGAUGCAGCUGAAAGAAAUCUGGAGAAGAUUAAACAAAAUGUUAAGGAUUGGCAGAAAGAUGUGGAGAAGACGAUUAUUGAAGUAGAUCAGUUGAUUCAAGAAAAAGCUAACAACCAGCGUUAUUCUAAGGGAUUGUGUUCCAAUUUCAUCAUUCACUACAAACACAGCAAGAAAGCAUUCAAAUUAAAGCGGGAUGAUGUUGAUCUGCUCCUCCAGCAAGGAAAGGAAUUGGGUCCAGUUUCCUCUCGUACUAAUCCACUAUUGGAGAUUUGGCUAAGGUCUAGUGAAGAUUACGUGCCUUUUGAAUCAAGAAACUCUACUAUGGAGGAGGUGUGGGAUGCUCUAAUUGAUGAGAAUAUCUUCAUGAUCGGUGUUUAUGGGAUGGGUGGUAUUGGGAAGACCACUCUUGCGCAGGAACUUGGUAGAAAAGCUAAGAAGGAUAAACUCUUUGAGGACAUUGUUUUUGUUGAGGUAUCAGAAUCUCCUGAUAUAAAAAAAAUUCAAACAGCAAUUGCAGACAACUUAGGUCUGAAAUUCAAAAACGAAAGUGAAAGGGCAAAGGAGCUGUAUUCAAGAAUGGAGGGCAAGAAUAUUCUUUUAAUUCUAGAUAAUAUUUGGGAGCCUCUAGAAAUUGAAAAGACGAUAGGAAUUCCUUGUAGAGCUGAUCGUGGGAGAAAUAAACUUUUGUUUACAACAAGAAACUUAGAUGUGUUGGAGAGGAUGGAUUCCACAAGUAAUUUUGGGAUGGGAAUUUUAACUGAAGAAGAAGCUUGGAUUCUGUUCACCAAAAUGACAGAUCUUUUUGCAGGUAAUAUUAUUCAAACAUAUAGAUUGGGUUCUUUACCAAAUGAUAUAUGCAAGGAGUGCAGGGGAUUACCUAUUGUCAUCUGUACAAUAGCAAAAGCAUUAAAAAACAAAAGUCAUCGAUCAGAUUGGAAGGUUGCAUUGCAAGAAUUGAAAGCACCUUCACCAUCAUACUUCACCGGAUUCCUAGAAAAGGAAUACACAAGAAUUGCCUUAAGUUACACGCUUCUAAGAGAUGAUGAACUUAAGAAAACUCUUUUAAUUGCUAGUCUAAUGGAAAAUAAUGCUUCCAUUUUAGACUUGUUUAGACAUGUUGUGUGUCUGGAUAUACUUAAAGGAGUUAACUUGACAAUGGAAGACGUACGAGAUAGACUGGAUAAAUUAGUUCGCGACCUCAAAGAUGCUUGUUUGUUACUUGACGGGUUUGAAAGUGGAAAUUUUGCUAUGCAUGAUGUUGUCCGUGUUGUUGCUAUGAGAAUUGCAUAUAUGGAUCACCAUGUAUUUACAACGAGGAAUGAUGUUGAACGAGAAUGGAAGGAUAAAGAUAAACUCAAGAAAUGCACAAAGAUCUCCUUGUCUGGUGAUAGUACUAUUAUUAGUCAACUUUGGCCUAACGAUUUGGAUUGUCCAAAUCUUGAAUAUUUCUAUAUGACCAAACUGUGGUACUCUUCUUUUGAAAUCCCAAAAGACUUCUUCACAGUGAUGCCAAAGCUUAAGGUAUUGAAUUUGGUUGGAUUACAACAAUCAUUAUUGCCAUCAUCAAUUGGUCUUCUGACAAACCUGCAAACAUUGUGUUUAGAUUAUAGCAAUAUUGAAGAUGUUGCUGUUAUUGGAAAGUUUAAGAAGCUAAAGGUCCUUAGCUUGCAAGGUUCUUGUAUUAAAGAGUUUUCUACAGAAAUGGGUCAAUUAACUCAACUAAGACUGUUAGAUUUGAGCUAUUGUAGACAAUUGAAAGUUAUAGCUUCAAAUGUGAUAUCAAAAUUAUCCCAAUUGGAAGAACUUUAUUUGAAUAAUUACUUUAUUCAGUGGAAGAUUGAAGUACUUAAGGAAUUGAAGCUCUUGUCUAGUCUCACCACUUUAGAAUUGCAUAUUGAAGAUGACAAGGUUUUGCCUAAAGGCUUCUUUUCUAGAGAACUUAUAAGGUACGAUAUAUUAGUGGGACAUUGGUCGUUCAAAUAUCCACUAUUUGAUGAACAUGAGCACUUGAGGAGAUUGAAAUUGAUAAUCGAUCCUACCACCAAAUUAGAAGAAUUAUGUGUAAUCAAGAAUGUUGAACUUUUACGCUUAGCUGAAUAUUUAGAUGAUGAGGGCGAGGAUGAGGAUGAGGAUGAGAAAAAGGAUGAGGACGAGGACAAUCUUGAGCAUUUAAAAUUCAAAUUUCAGUCCAAUGAAAUCACACCACUUUUUAACAAAAAGGUUAUCUGUCCUGAUUUAAUGGACUUGACAUUGAAGAAUAUUAUUUCUAGAAAGAUCUGGGAUGACCAUCUUCCAUCUUCCUCCUUUCAAAAUUUGAAACAAUUGACAUUGUGGAGAUGUGCAAAGAUAAAAUUUGUGUUUCCUUAUGCCAUAACCAAAAACCUCCAGCAACUCCAAUACCUUGUGAUAAAGGAUUGCAUUGAUUUAGAGGAAAUUGUUGCUAUAGCAGAAGGAUUAGAAGCAGCUGCCAAUGUUGUCUUUCCGCAAGUAACUGUAAUGGUGCUUGAAAAUCUACCCAAACUUGCAACUUUCUAUCCUGGAAUAAAUGCUUUAGAAUGGCCAAAAUUGAAAGAGUUGGUGGUGAAAGAUUGUCAAAAAUUUAAGAUGUUCACUUCAGAGCCAAAGUCCCUGUGCUUGGACCAAAAGAUCAACAAUGAUUUGGCGAUAUUUCAAUUAAAGGAUGGUCUGGAAGAGAUUGGCUGGGAUAGUUCGUCUAAAGUUCUUAACAUCUCCUAUUAUAAGUCAACACAUUUUCCACUUGGGCUCCCUCAAAGAUUUGAAAAUCUUACAUUUCUUUAUGUUAACCAUUGCCAUAAGUUAGUUAACUUCACAACAACUUCAAUAGCUGGAAGUUUGGUGCAGUUGAAAGAAUUGAGCAUAUCAGAUUGUUCAAUGCUGACUGAAAUAGUAGAAAAUAACGGAGAUGCAACAACAAUUGAAAUUGUUUUUGAAAAAUUGUGCAAGGUGUCACUUAAUCGGUUGGAAAGUCUCACAUGUUUCUGCUCAAAGAAUUACUCUUUCACUUUCCCAUCAUUGAAAGAGUUAUUUAUCACAGAAUGUCCCAGUAUGAACACUUUCUUCAAAGGAAUCUCAGGCAAUUCUGAAUUAAAUUUGCAGUCCAAUGAAAUUACGCCAUUUUUUAAUGAAAAGGUUAUAUUCCCUAAUUUAAAGGUCUUAGAAUUGAUUAAUAUUAGCCUUGAAAGGAUUUGGGACAACCAACUUUCAACUUCUUCUUCUCAAAAUUUGACACACUUGAAAGAGUUGGAGGUGGAAGAUUGUCAUAAAUUUAAGAUGGUUGCUUCAGAGCCAAAACCCUUGUGCUUGGACCAAAAGGACAUCUCCGUUGAUUUGAAGUUGUUGACAUUGAAAGAUGAUAAUUCUAUAGAGAUUUGCUAUAACCAACAUCCAACUUCUUUCUAUCAAAAUUUGACACAUUUGACCUUGCGGAAUUGUGAAAACAUAAAAUAUGUGUUUCCAUCUUACAUUGUCAAAAGCCUCCACCAACUCCAACAACUAAAGAUUCAGAAUUGCAAGGUUUUAAAGGAGAUUAUUGCAAAAGAAGAUGGAGCAACUGCAGUUAUCGAUUUUGUCUUUCCGAAUAUAACCUCAUUGAAGCUUGAAGAUCUACCAGAACUUACAGCCUUCUACCUUGGAAAAUAUACUUUAGAAUUGCCAAAGUUGAAAGAGUUGUUGGUGAAGGAUUGUACCAAAUACUUGAGCUUCAAAAAAAAUAAUGUGGAGACUAAGCAUGAUAUUUUAGCUCCAAAAUCUAUCUUGCAGAACAAUAAGAUUAACUUCAAUUUGGAGUUAUUUCAAUUAUAUGAUGGUGAGACAAAUAUUUGUUGGCAUGGUCAAUUUAAAACUCUUACAAUCAAUAAGGAUAACUCUGCGAAUAUUCCACUUCGACUCUUUCAAAGAUUUGAAAAUGUGAGAGAGCUCCGACUAUUUUCAAAUCAAUACAUAGACAUUAAGAGCCCAUAUGAUCUUCCAAAUCUUGAAGUUCUAGAUGUAUAUUUCCAUAACAGAUUGAUGAAUCUAGUGCUAUUCUCAGUUUUUUUCCAAAAUCUUAAAGUUCUGAAGGUAAGUUCAUGCCACGGAUUAAUGAAGUUAUUUACACCUUCAAUGGCUAGAAGCUUGGUGCAGUUGAGAGAAUUGAGCAUAUCAUAUUGUAAAAUGCUGACUGAAAUAGUAGAAAAUGAGGGAGAUGCAAUAACAAGUAGUGAAAUUGUUUUUAACAGUUUGAACAAGUUGUCACUUGAAUGGUUAUAUAGUCUCACAUGCUUUUGCUCUGGAAAUUACUCCUUUACUUUUCCAUCUCUAGAAGAGUUAAAGAUUGAAAAUUGCGUCAAUUUGGAUAUUUUUUGUCAAGGAAGCUUAUCUACACCAAAGUUAGACAGAGUCCUUUACAAGUCUCUCGGCUUUCAUAAUGAAUAUGUGAAUGUGAUGACACAGGCUGAGAUUGGGGAGAAUGACCUAAAUACGACUAUACAACAAAAACACAAAAAAGAGGUUGGCUCCCUUUGAAAGCAAUUGACAUUAAGUGGAAGGGAUAUCUUGACAAAUUUGCAAAGAGAGUUUCAAGAGAACUUUGUCAAAGUAGAAACUCUUCAAUUGAUUAUGGAUGAUUAUGCAUAUAUACCAAUUCAUAUCCUUAAUCAAUUUAUCAGUCUUCAAAAACUUAUAUUGAAAGUGAGUUCAUACAAAGAGAUAUUCUCAUGUGGAGAAGGUGAGGAACAUGUUGGAGCAUUCUCAAAAUUAAGAGAUCUAAUAUUGUAGGGACUUUUGAAUUUGAAGUGCAUUUGGAGCAAGAUGUUCAGUUCAAAUCAAUUUGUCAAAAUCUUCGUUCUUUACAUGUAGAAUAUUGUCAUGGUUUGAUGACUCUAUUGCUGCUUUCAUCGUCUUUUAAAAAUUUGACGACUUUGAAGGUAAAGUAUUGUAAUGAAAUGCAAAACUAAAUAACAUCUUCAACGGCCAAAAGUCAGGUGUGUCUAGAAAGCUUGUCAAUACAAGAAUGUGAAAUGAUGAUAGAAGUAUCAACAAACGAGGGAGAUAUAGAGAAAGAUGAAAUUGUUUUUGAGAUAUUGAAGGAGUUGUGCUUGUUUAAUUUAGAAAGUCUGACAUGCUUCUCUUCUGAGAAAUACACUUGAAAAUUUCCAUUCUUAGUAUCGUUAGAUGUGAGUAAAUGCUCUAAGAUGAAGACUUUCUCAAGAGAAGGUGUAAACAUGCCAAGGUUACAGGAGGUGAAUUGGAAAGAUUGUUCAAAUGAUCUUAAUUCUGUCACAACAUAAUUUCAAAAUAAUUCAUCACAAAUGAAAGCUCUGCACUUACCUGAUUCGAUAGCACCGGGCAAGGUUGUUCGGUUGAUCUACACCAACUCUGGCCUAGCUCUAUUUGCCCAUACGUCCAGCGCUAUUCACAUCUGUGGAAAUGGCAGAGUAGUGAAAGGAAUCUCUUGGGGAAGGCAACUGCAGAUGUAGCGCUCCGGUUGUGGCAACCUCCUAGUAGAACACUUAUGACCAAUGACAUUAAUGUGGAAAGGUUUCCUUGUUCAACAUAAAGACAUUCGAGGUUUUGUAACUCAAAACAUGUAUUAGCAAUUUAAGGAGCUCAUAAACUAUUUAAUCAGUAUCAUUUUAGCAUCCUUUAGCGAUGUGGGAUGCUCACACACAAACCCAACACCUCUCUUAUGUUUUGCCAAUGUGGAAUUCACUUAGGGGUAUCCCAAUUUUUGUAUGUGACACCCUUAGGCAAAUCCCACAUUGCCAAGCACGAGAGAGAGUUGGGUUUGUGUGUGCUUUCAACAUUGCUUGAGGAUUCUAAGUUCAGAGUAGUUAAAUAGCCUAUGAGCUCCAUAAGCUAUCAAGACGCUUUUUGAGUUACAAAACCCAAAAGCAAAACCAUGAUAGACUGUAUGUCCAACAUGGACAAUAUUUUGACAGUAGGCAAGACUAUUGGAUCAGGAAUAUUACACAACAAUUUAUGAUUGAUCAGAUAAUGCUUUCUCAAUAUAUUGAGAUUCCACAUGACCAAAUGAGAUUGCUUACUUGUCUCAAGUCAUGGCAAUGUUCAUGCCCCCACCUCCAACAGCUACCUUUUUGGCAUUCCAUCCUCAAGAUAAUAAUAUUAUUGCCAUUGGGAUAAAGGAUUCUAUGAUUCAGAUAUUCAAUGUUAGAGUUGACAAGGUCUUAAUCAAACUUAAGGGUUACCAAAAUCGAAUCACGGGGCUUGCAUUUGCUCAAACUUUAAAUGCACUAGUGUCUUCAGGGGCUAAUGGGCAACUAUGUAUGUGGAGCAUCGAUAAGCUGAAAUCAAGGUUCAUACAAGCACCAGCUGGUUGUCAAUCCCCUUUGGUCGGAGAAACUGAAGUCUAGUUUCAUAAUGAUCAAAAACAUCUAUUGGUGGUUCAUGAUAGCCAAAUUUCUAGUUAUGACAAUAGGCUUGAAUGUUCAUAUUCAGUAAGUUUUGCUUCUAUCUCAUCUAGUUGCAGUGUGUCAUCUGUUCACUCUCUCUUCUGGUAAACUUAACACAUGAUAAUUUAUUUGGCCAUGAUCUUAAUUCGAUUAAAGUGUCUGGAAACAUAGCUUAUUAUUAUAAUUGUAAUAAAUAUGAUAAUAUAGGUUAGUGAGAAUAAAAGAUUAAUUAUGUAGCCUAUUAUCAUCAUUGUACUUAUUUCCACCUUGACCAACUAGAGAAAAACUUACUAAAAUGCAUUUGUAUGGAUAGUACGCUAGAACCUUGUUCUAGCGCAUGGCUUUAUCACAUUUUGUUGGAAGUUUUAUUGCUGGUGCUGCAACAUGUUUGGCAUAUGUUACUAUGCCUUUAUGCUAUGUAUUUAUGACUUGUAGUGGUCUCCAAAAGAUACACUCCCUGCUCCCAUUUCAAGUGCAAUAUAUUCAUGUGAUGGUUUACUGGUGUA
This is a messenger RNA of Mangifera indica (mango), 7418 nucleotides long. Its product is annotated as probable disease resistance protein At4g27220. The record is from RefSeq and is a predicted model, not a curated record. The coding region runs from base 320 to 5026 and encodes 1568 amino acids. Gene Ontology annotation, molecular function: ADP binding. The transcript is spliced from 17 exons. Lineage: Eukaryota; Viridiplantae; Streptophyta; Magnoliopsida; Sapindales; Anacardiaceae.